GACCUUCAUUACACAUCAAUCUACCCCAACCACGCCCAGCUCUAAAGACGUUUAUAAGAGAGUCACAGUGUCUCUCUUGUACGAUUCAUCAAAACGUAAGAAGCGCGCAAUUGCGCAAACUCACAGACCGACAGUAUGCUUCCACUAGGUCUAUUAACUGCCGCGACCGGGCACCCUAUGCUGGUUGAACUGAAGAGCGGCGAAACCCUUAACGGACUCUUAGUCAAUUGCGACACAUGGAUGAACCUCACACUACGAGAGGUUGUGCAAACGAGCGCCGACGGUGACAAGUUCAUGAAACUACCAGAGAUCUACGUUCGUGGAAGUACAAUCAAGUACCUUCGAGUGCCGGACGAAAUUGUCGACGUCGUAAAGGAACAACAGGCCAAGGACCAGGCGAACCGGGGCGGCCGAGGAGGUGGCAUGCAUGGACGCGGAGACCACCGGGGCGACCGCGGGGGAGGUAGGGGCAUGAGGGGGCGCGGACGCGGACGUGGAAGAGGAGGCGGUGGCGGUGGUGGUGGUGCUUGA
Messenger RNA from Pyrenophora tritici-repentis Pt-1C-BFP, 531 nucleotides. RefSeq names its product LSM1, Small nuclear ribonucleoprotein (snRNP) protein. NCBI's taxonomy places the organism in Eukaryota, Fungi, Ascomycota, Dothideomycetes, Pleosporales, Pleosporaceae. Gene Ontology annotation, cellular component: U6 snRNP; P-body; spliceosomal tri-snRNP complex. Gene Ontology annotation, molecular function: U6 snRNA binding. Gene Ontology annotation, biological process: mRNA splicing, via spliceosome; P-body assembly; spliceosomal snRNP assembly. The record is from RefSeq and is a predicted model, not a curated record.